GGAAAGGAUGAAAGCAUGGUGCAGCUGCCUGGGGGGAAGUUUCGGAUGGGAUCCAGUUCCCUGGAGAAGAGGAAUGAAGGGGGGCCCGUCAGGGAGGUGAGGGUGAAGCCGUUUGCUAUCGACAAAUACCCCGUCACGAACAGGGAUUUCAGGGAGUUUGUUAGAGAAAAGAAAUACAAAACAGAAGCAGAAGCGUUUGGCUGGAGCUUUGUCUUUGAGGAUUUCGUAACCGAAGAGCUGAAAAAAAAAGUCACCCAAAAACUGGAGUCUGCCCCAUGGUGGCUGCCCAUCGAGAAGGCUUUUUGGCGACAGCCCUCGGGUCCUGGCUCCAGCAUAAAGGACAGGUUGGAUUACCCAGUGCUGCACGUGAGCUGGAACGACGCACAGGCGUUCUGCGCAUGGAAAGGGAAGAGGCUCCCGGCGGAGGAGGAGUGGGAAUUUGCUGCCAGGGGAGGACUGGAGCAAAGGGUGUAUCCCUGGGGAAACAAGUUUCAGCCAAACCGUACAAAUCUGUGGCAGGGUGACUUCCCAAGGGUUGACACCGCUGAAGACGGUUAUCACGGCGUCUCGCCAGUGACAGCGUUCCCUCCUCAGAACAACUUUGGGCUCUACGACCUGCUGGGAAACACCUGGGAGUGGACCGCGUCGGACUACCUGACUCCGGGGCUCUCAUCGAGGCAGAGCAUGCGGGUCCUGAGAGGUGCCUCGUGGAUUGACACUGCAGAUGGGUCUGCAAAUCAUAAAGCUCAUGUUACUACCAGAAUGGGGAACACGCCAGACUCGGCCUCCGACAACCUCAGCUUCCGCUGCGCUGCUGAUGUCCCGCCCGUCACAGCCGAGAAAAGCCGGACCAAACCUGAGCUCUGA
Molecule: messenger RNA, 867 nt
Organism: Phaethon lepturus (White-tailed tropicbird)
Lineage: Eukaryota; Metazoa; Chordata; Aves; Phaethontiformes; Phaethontidae
Gene: SUMF2
Product: sulfatase modifying factor 2
Exons: 8
Coding region: 16-867 (283 amino acids)
Cellular component (GO): endoplasmic reticulum
Source: RefSeq, a predicted model, not a curated record